This is a messenger RNA of Octopus bimaculoides (California two-spot octopus), 2352 nucleotides long. RefSeq lists its product as uncharacterized. The record is from RefSeq and is a predicted model, not a curated record. Lineage: Eukaryota; Metazoa; Mollusca; Cephalopoda; Octopoda; Octopodidae. Gene Ontology annotation, molecular function: DNA-binding transcription factor activity, RNA polymerase II-specific; RNA polymerase II cis-regulatory region sequence-specific DNA binding. Gene Ontology annotation, biological process: regulation of transcription by RNA polymerase II.
GCUUUUGCCAUCUUGUGUUGAGAGUCGAAUAUUUGAUGUUUAUAGAAGCAUGUUUCACCGUUAAACACUUUUAUGCUAGAACAAACUGUUGAAUGACAUUCAGAUGAAAGAAUUCUUUGCUUCAACUGCAUCCUUUAUUCUCAUUUGUUAAAGACCAAAUGAAAAUGUUAUACAAAACAAAUAUAAACAUAUUUAUAUAAAUCUAUGGUAGAAUUAUUGUGAAAUAUUUCUCUUGGAUUGAGAUUAAUAGCAAAAUUUCUCUACUCCACUGUGUGGAAUAUGUGCAAGAUGAUUUUGCAUUCUAAUUAUAUUUUGCCAAACAAAAGAAUUUGCUGCAUUCCAGAUGGAAUCAUAGCAGAAGAAUGAUUUGUUGGAAAUAAAAUAUAAAAAAACCAAAACUUCUAAAUAUUGUGAUAAGAGCAGAAGAAUUAUGGAAAAUGAAUUGUGUGAGAACCAAAUUGAACUUAAAACAGAGUCUAAAAAUAUUCCUGAUAAGCUGAAAGAGAUAGGAAUAACAUCUUACCACUGUGAUAUAUGCAAAAUACCGUUCUCUGAAAGAGGUAACCCCACCACUCACAAAUGUAUUCAUGUAGGAGAAAGAAUAUAUCGUUGUGACAUUUGCAGCAAAUCAUACUCUCAAAUGAAUUAUUUAACUCGACACAAACGUACUCAUAAAGUUGGGAAACCACACAACUGUGAUACCUGUGGUAAGUCAUUCUCUCGAAGUGAUAGCUUGACCAAACACAAACGUGUUCAUACAGGAGAGAAACCAUAUCACUGUGACGUCUGUGGUAAAUCAUUCUCUUGUGGAAGCACCUUAACUAUUCACAAACGUAUUCAUACAGGAGAAAAACCAUAUCACUGUGAUAUCUGUGGUUUAUCAUUCUCACAAAGUAUUCGUUUAGCUAUACACAAACGCAUUCAUACAGGAGAAAAACCAUAUCACUGUGAUAUCUGUGGUAAAACAUUCUCUGAAAAAGGUGUCUUAAAUAUUCAUAAACGUAUUCAUACAGGAGAGAAGCCAUAUCACUGUGAUAUUUGUGGCAAAUCAUUCUCUCAUGGAAGUACCUUAACUUCCCACAAGUAUAUUCAUACAGGACUGAAGCCAUAUCACUGUGAUAUCUGUGGCAGAUCAUUCUCUCAAGUUGGUCAAGUAACUAUACAUAAACGUAUUCAUACAGGAGUAUACCCAUAUCAGUGUGAUAUCUGUGGUAAAUCAGUCUCUCGGAGUGAUCAGUUAAGUGAACAUAAACGGACUCAUACAGGAGAGAAACCAUAUCACUGUGAUAUCUGUGGUAAAUCAUUUACGGUAUCAAGCAGCUUAACUAUACACAAACGCAUUCAUACAGGAGAGAAGCCGUAUCACUGUGACAUUUGUAGUGAGUCAUUCGCUCGAAAUGAUCAUUUAACUGAACACAGAUACAUUCAUACAGGAGAAAAGCCGUAUCAGUGUGAUAUCUGUGGUAAAACAUUAUCAGGGAGUAGUGGUUUAACUAAACACAAACGCAUUCAUACUGGAGAGAAGCCGUAUCACUGUGAUAUCUGUGGCAAAUCAUUCUCACUAAAUCAACACCUAAUUAAACACAUACGUAUUCAUACAGGAGAGAAGCCAUUUCACUGUAAUAUCUGCAGUAGAUCAUUUGCUCAGUCAAGCCAGUUAAAUAAACACAAAUGCAUUCGUACAAGACAGAAAUCUUCUCACUAAUGUCUCUGCUAAAACAUUCUUUGGACAUCAAAUGCAUUCUGAAAGGAGAAACCACAACAAUGUGAUGUUUGUCAGUUAUUUUCUAAAAGAAGUCAAUUCACUACACAUGUGCAUUCAUACAGAAGAGCAACCAUAUUAAUGUCAAAAGCUAUUCUGUGGGGAAAAGGGCCACACCAUUAAUAGAGAGUAUUAUGUCAAUUUGCUAAGGCAAUUACAAAAGGCUAUCAAGACCAAAUGCCCAGGAAAACUGACAAAAGGGGUUUCAUUUCAUCUGGAAAAUGCUCCUACACAUGAGUCCUUGGAUUCAAUGAUUGCUGUAUGUGAUUGUGACUUUGAACUGGUUGAUCAAUCUCCCUAUUUUCCUGAUAUGAUCCCAUUUGACUGUCGGUGAUGAUGAAGAUGAUAUAUAACAGGUUGAUUUAGCUCCUCAUGUUACUUAAAGUUUAUAAUGAGAUGAAAAAAACAUGACCAUGAAACUUUAAGCAACACAAGAGGCUAAGUUAACCUGUUACUAAGUAUAGAUAAUCACCAUCAUCAUCGUCAUCUUAAGGUUCACUUUUCCAUGCUUGCACAGGUAGGAUGGAAUUUUCAAGUUAAUAAAUAGAACUCCAGCUAUGUGUUGAGUGCUACUUUUCUUUGUUUGCCAA